Molecule: messenger RNA, 1425 nt
Organism: Thlaspi arvense
Lineage: Eukaryota; Viridiplantae; Streptophyta; Magnoliopsida; Brassicales; Brassicaceae
Source: the annotation of a GenBank genome assembly
AUGAAGAUUAAGAUAAUGAGCAAAGCGCACGUGAAACCAACCAAGCCAAUACUAGGGAAGAAACAGUUCCAGCUCACCACAUUUGAUCUUCCUUACCUUGCAUUCUACUACAACCAGAAGUUUCUGCUCUACAAGUUCCAGAACCUUCUAGAUCUCGAGGAACCCGCUUUCCAAAACGACGUGGUGGAGAAGCUCAAGGACGGUUUGGGUUUGGUUCUUGAAGACUUCUACCAGCUCGCCGGUAAACUGGCCAAGGACGAGGAAGGAGUCUUCCGGGUUGAGUACGACGCUGACGACGGAGAGAUCAACGGCGUGGAGUUCUUGGUUGCCGAUGCUGCUGACGUUAGCGUCGAUGAUCUGACGACUGAGGACGGAAUAGCUAAGUUCAAGGAGUUGGUUCCGUAUAACGCGAUCUUGAACUUGGAAGGACUUAGCAGGCCUCUCCUUGCUGUCCAGGUGACAAAGCUUAAAGAUGGGCUUGCAAUGGGCCUAGCUUUCAAUCACGCAGUCCUGGACGGAACUGCUACGUGGCAUUUCAUGAGCUCAUGGGCCGAGAUCUGUGGUGGGGCCAAGUCCAUCUCGACCCAACCUUUCCUCGACCGGUCGAAGGCCGGUGACACGCGCGUGAAACUCGACCUCGCUUCCCCUAAGGACCCAAACGCCGCCUCCAACGGUGACGACGCCGGUGAUGCUACGGCGGAACCGCCGCAGCUGGUAGAGAGGAUCUUCAGGUUCUCGGAUUCCGCCAUCCACACGAUCAAGUCAAGAGCAAAUGCUGUCAUCCCAUCCGACGGCUCGAAACCUUUCUCCACUUUCCAGUCCCUCACAUCACACAUCUGGCGCCACGUCACACUCGCGCGUGGGCUCAAACCCGAGGAAAUCACCGUCUUUACCGUGUUCGCCGACUGCCGCCGCCGCGUUGAUCCUCCCUUGCCGGAGGAAUAUUUCGGCAACCUGAUUCAGGCGAUCUUCACGGGGACCGCGGCGGGGCUUCUGGCGGCGCACGGGCCGGAGUUCGGAGCGUCGGUGAUCCAGAAAGCGAUCGUGGCUCACGACGCGCGUGCGAUAGGGACGCGGAACGAGGAGUGGGAGAAAUCGCCCAAGAUAUUUCAGUUCAAAGACGCCGGAGUGAACUGCGUGGCGGUGGGAAGCUCGCCGAGGUUCCGGGUGUACGAGGUGGAUUUCGGGUGGGGAAAACCCGAAACCGUUCGGAGCGGGUCGAACAACCGGUUCAAUGGGAUGAUGUAUCUGUACCAAGGAAAAGCUGGAGGUAUAAGCAUCGAUGUGGAGAUCACUCUCGAAGCAUCUGUCAUGGAGAAGCUGGAGAAGAGCAAAGAGUUUUUACUCGUCGAUGAAGAUGGAAAGAAGCUCAGCAAUGGCAAUGGCUAUGUCAAUGGUAACGGUAACGGUAACGGGUUUGUUUGA